Messenger RNA from Stereum hirsutum FP-91666 SS1, 5022 nucleotides. RefSeq lists its product as uncharacterized. Gene Ontology annotation, molecular function: ATP binding; protein kinase activity. Gene Ontology annotation, biological process: cell surface receptor signaling pathway; protein phosphorylation. The coding region runs from base 748 to 4653 and encodes 1301 amino acids. The record is from RefSeq and is a predicted model, not a curated record. The transcript is spliced from 14 exons. NCBI's taxonomy places the organism in Eukaryota, Fungi, Basidiomycota, Agaricomycetes, Russulales, Stereaceae.
GAGUCGAUGUCUGUCAUUGUCGACAGUGUAACUCGGAGUACUCGUUGUCCUCAGAGUCGAUAAAAUACUUCAGCACUCAUUCCAAAUGGACACGUCUUUCUUGGGAGUUAUUCUUAGCAGGCAUGAUAUUUGACAGUUCGCGCUACAAGAUCGUUACCACAAGAAACAUAGAUCUUGGUCCUCGAGCCUCAAUGUCCCGAAGUCCCGAGCGGUUCUCCUAAACCGAUUUGCCUCCAUCUUGGAGCCACCGUACGGAGCGACGUCCGAGACAACUUUCGACAAUCGACAUCCGGCGGUCUAACUGCUUUAUUUACCGGAGCGGCAUUCCAAGUCUUCUGCUUCAAGUGAGACCCUCCAUAGAACCGCUCUUCCAAUUUACCGACGUGUGCUCGAGGAGGUGAGUGUGCCGUAUGGUUGAGCGCCGGGUGGUGUGGCGGUGGCGCUGGGGGUGCCGAGAAUGGAAGGAGGUUGGAGGAGCCGCGGUUCCCACGCGCCCGAGAGGUGCUUCUCGGACUUUGUGCACGCCGUCAUUGGGAGAGAGCGCUGUCGGAGACGCUCUCAGAGCUCUCUCACCAGCCUCCACGACAUCAUUCUACCUGUGCUCCAUUCUUUUCCUAUUUCGUGCUCGAGAUCACGCAGUACAUGACAGCUGUGCGCCCUCUACCCGCUGUCCCUAUAUAACGCGUCCUCUCUUUACCCGAGUCACCCAUCCCGCUCACUACCUUCCCCCAUCCCUCUCACGCCCUGAUGUUUUCAAAAUCAUCUUCGAGUGGGAAGUCGUCCGCGGUGCCCUCCAAGGCGCCUUCCAAUCCGAAAGCAUCGCCCGGAUCGUCUACCUCGUCGUCGUCAUCCAAGUCUCCUGCAGUACUCUCACCCCCUCAGAUCGCACACGCUGUCUCCGAUCCCACACCCACCGUGCACAUUUCUUCUCCAUUGAAUCCUUCUACCAGUAGCCCGCGUAUCGCACAAUCCCCACAGACAACCCCGAAAGCAGGCGUCACUCCACUACCAGCGUCUUCGACCGGCCAUACGCGCGGCCCCUCGUUCUCAUCUAGCACUCCUCCACCAACUAUCUCUCGUGCUGAUGGUCCUCCCUCUGGCAUUCAUCUUUCGCGCGGACAGACGCAUUCUGCGCCUCUGACUCCGCCAGAUCUCCCCAUCACUCGUAUCCAUUCCAACCCACUCCCAGAUACGAAGUCCACUUCAUCGAUCUCCACAAUAGUCUUCAGCGCCGCGAGUACAUUCCGAAGCAGAUCGAACUCGAGGUCUAGGUCUCGCGAUCCCCAGGUCCGCCGGCGAGAGGACGAGGAAGGUGAAGGGAUAUCGCCUGGUUCAACUUGGUGGAGUCCGAAGAAGCACCCACCAAGGCCGUGGACGGAGGGCGCGCAGAAGAAGAAGACAAUUCCGGUAGAGCAGAUGGAGGGCUAUGUGCAUACGAAAGACCGCGUCGUUGAGGCCGCAGCGUCCGUCCUCGGCACCACUGCACGAGUGGCACACGAAAUCUUGUUUGCCGGAGUUGAUCUGUUACGCUUCGCUCCGAUCCCUGGCCUCGAACUCGCCGGGCGUACACUUCUGGAGAUUUGGGAUGCGCUUGAGAUGGUUGAGAUGAACCGUCUCGCUUGUCUUCGUCUUACAGAGCGCUGUGCCGACAUCUUGCUCUCCGUCCGCCAGGAGAUUCUCGACGCUGGGAACGCCGUGAAUGUGGAACUCGAAGCUCCCAUCGCCAAACUGAACGAGUCGUUUGGUAAUGUGUUCACUUUUUUGAAGAAGCAAACCCACCGCCCUUUCCUCCACCGGUACUUGAAACGUGAUGAGAUUCUGCGCGAAAUCUCCUCUUGUGACGCGGGUUUGAGUGACGCUCUCGGGAUGUUCGGGCUAUCCAUCCAAAUCCGGACGCUCAAGCUCAUCCAAGCGAACGAAGCCCGCCGGCAGAAAGACGCCGCAGACGCCGCAGAACUCCUCGCGUCCUCGCUAGGCCUCGAUCUGUCAAUCCCAGACCCGAACACUCUACCUCCGUCCAACAUUCCUCUCCUCGCUGCACCAGAACCCACCACCGCCAUUCCGACACCCUCAUCACCCAGUCAGAUUCACACUCUCCUUCAAAGGGUCCGCAUGCAACAGAACGAGGCAGAUCAGGCCCAUGAUCUCGCAGAUUUACGACAACUCAUGCGCACGGCUCUUCAGACGAACAACGAUGCUACGAUGAUCGAGGUGUUGCAGGUCGGGAGGGAUGAGAUGCCGGAGGCGAUCAAGACUUUGCAGAGAGCUUUGGAGAAGGAGGUGGAGAAGGAAUUCGAGGCCGAAGGGACCUCUACGGCCAUGACGAUUACCGCCUCUACCUCUGCGACUCUCGAGGACGAGGAAGAAGCGAUUCGGAAAGGUUGGAAGCCGAAGGGUUUGAAGCGACAGAGGGCGUUCACGGUCACCAGCGCUGGUGCUACGACUGCUCCCAGCGGCAACCCCAUCUCUCGCUCCGGGACGUACGUCAGCACGCAUAGUUCAGCGAGCGGGAGCUCGACCUCGAAGACCUCUAAGGAUACGCUCGAUCGCGAGUUCAUGGAAAUCGGCAUCGACUGUCUCCGACGUAUCUCUGGCACUCACGACCAGCCUCUUCCUCCCUGGACCAUCACUCGCUACGAAGUCGACCUGGAACGGAAGAUCGGGGUAGGCUUCUUCAGUGACGUCUACAAGGGCAAGUGGAGGGAUCAUGAGGUGGCGAUCAAGGUCCUUGCGGAGACGACGCCGAGGAAUAUGUUCAUCCACGAGAUCCAUAUGUGGAAGACUCUCGUGCAUCCGAACGUGUUGGAGUUGUUGGGUGCUUCGAGCGCGAGUGGGGACCCGCCUUGGUUCUUCGUCAGUCCGUAUUUUGAGAAUGGGAGUUUGGUGGAGUAUUUGAGGGGGUUGGAAGUGGGGACGAAUGUGGAUUAUUUGAGGAUGGUGCAUGAGGUGGCGAAGGGGAUGGCAUACCUGCAUUCGAGGGGUGUUUUGCACGGUGAUUUGAAGGGUGCCAAUAUUCUCGUCGACGCUCAUAUGCACUGCGUCAUCUCUGACUUUGGGCAGAGCGAGAUGAAGUCUGAAGCGCUAAGGAUCAGUGGUACCGCUCCCCCUCGCGGUACCUUACGGUGGCAAGCUCCUGAGCUCAUGUCUGGAGCGCACGGAGUCCUUACUGCUGAAAUCGACGUCUACGCCUUCGCUAUCACCUGCGUCGAGAUCAUAGGCAAAGGUGCCCUGCCUUGGGCUUUGACGGACGACGAUGCCGUGCGACGCUUCGUUCUUGAGAACAACAUGCGCCCCCCAGUACCUCUCAAUCCCACCUGCCCCUCGGGCGUCAAUAGCAUUAUCGAGGCAUGUUGGAACAGGGACCCGAAGCUUCGACCCACGUUUACCACCAUCGAACGUGAUGUUGAGAGGUUACGACUGCAGCUUGGGUCGCCUCUUCCGGACUCUCCGCGUCCUUCCAGUGUACUGUCUAUGAUUCGACACGAAGAACACGAGCAUGAUCGGCCGUCGCCAGACAUGCAUCCUAUACCUUUGCCUGGCACUUCGCCGCGAGAUGACCUGAUAGUCGGUUCCUUGGGGUCCUUGUCGUCAGACGCGACCUACACUACAGCUGUGGGCGACUUACCUCGCAGCGGACUCGAGUUCACCAACAUGCACGACGACCACACGACAGAGAGGGGACACGGGUCGAUACUUUUCCAGCCAAGCCCUACCAGCGUCGCAUCAUCCACUGGUACUCGUACACCUGACGACAGCGAGUCGGAGAGGAGUGUCUUGUUGCCUCAGUCUGGCUUCCUGUCGCCACCUCCACUCGAUUCGGCUGCGGCGGAGGCGAGGGACGAAAGGAGAUAUAGGAUGCUGUUGCAGCAUGAGUAUCACACUUCUCUGACUCUGCCACUGUGGUCGCCUGCUCCUGUGGCGGUCGGAGCGGUGGGCUACCUCGAUCGCCCAAGUGGUACUUUCGUGACGUUGUUCAACUCUUACGAUCCUACGAGGACUUCGAAAGGGCGUGCGAAUCUCAUCCCCAGUCUUUCGGGGUAUGGAAAGGUGUCGCAGGGAAGGCAAAGGCAGGAUAAGCGGAAUGCGGCGUUGAGAGGGUAUGACAUGGUCCAGGGUAUGAUCUCUCGCAGUAAGGGAGAUGGCUCUGCUGCAAAUACCAUCUGCCGCACUCAGCCUUUCCAGCUGCGCGCGGGACACAAGACGGCGUACCUCUAUGCCGAGUCGACCAUGUAUCGGUAUAUGGAGGAGUUGGAGGUGACGAAGCAGUGGUUCCAGGGAAAUAUUGACCAUAUCCUGGAGCUCUACGGGAAGGAUCACUCUGUGACGAAGGAGGAUGUCUUCCUUGUCAUCGGUACCCUGGAAGCUCCCGACUACGCUAUGUUCGUCAGCCACAACCACCCCGAUGGCCAGAUCAACUUCAACGUGUAUACUGGAGCACGCCCCGGACAGCCAUGGGGCUACUUCUCCACGACCAGUACCGCGACCUUGUCGAACUCGAUGCUCGGAGGUCCGGUAUACCACGAGAGCAUGGAGGGCAACACCGAUUCGGCCAGCAAAGUAUCGUCUGUACAAUCGUCGUCGGCGCCGUGGGACACGGUCUUGCUGGCGAGACUGAGGUUCAAGCCUGAUGUGGCGGAACCUACUUCACUAUAACAUCCUCCAUCCAUUAUCUCACAGACAUUUUGCCUCUUGCAUUCAUUCUAUUCCUAUCUUCGCUCUUUCAUCCGCCUACAUUAUCAUCAUGACUUUGUCUCAUUCGCUCUCACAUUUCUUACAUUGCCUGUGGAUCAUCUGCAUCGUUCGUCAGCUCAACCAAAUCCCAUCUUGUACGCCCCAACAUUGUGAUCGGACACACGUUAUAUAUCCUUAUACCUCUUGAAGCUACGUAGCAUUUUUUUUGACUCGAGAAAUACGCACAGAUACGGACUGCAACUGUUGACUCGGAAAGUGGUCGUUGUUGUGUUAUGUUGGCGUCGCGACUUGUACCAAACCUGUACUGUACUUCCUGUAUUCAACUUGUCC